GUCUACCGGAAUUCGACCUCCCCGAUUCCUUUUCCGAAUCUCUCCCCCAUCCCCAUCCCUAUCGUCACCCCGUCCAUCGCGACAACGCGGGCAUCCUCCACGGCGGAGAAACAUUCUCGUUCCUAGCAUGCUAGCGGGUCCUCCACCUUACUAGCUGUCAUACAUGUAACAAUGGCACAUCCCGAUCUCACAUCGCAUCACGUCAACUACCUAAUAUGGAGGUACCUUCAAGAAUCAGGCCAUGGCGAAGCCGCAGUAACACUGCAGCGCGCUUGGAAUCGCGAUCCCCAGAGUCUUCCCUUCGCUCCGCACAUCAAAACCCACGCUCUGGUGUCCCUGGUUCAAAAAGGCUUACAGUAUUAUGAGCUCGAGCAUUCCUUCGAUAAGGAUGGAAAUCCCAUCUCGUUUUCUCCCUCCGAUUAUUUCUUUGGGUCGACGCCGCUGGAGCCAGAGCCGCUGAAAAGCCAAAGUGGUCCGGCAGAAGCAGCGGGCACAGACCAGCCGCCUGCCUCGCCGCCCACUAAAAUCGCGCGCGAGGAGGAUGCGAUCAACGGUCACCUGACCGCCGAGCCGGCCGCACCCCAACCCGCCCCAAGUGUCCAGAAACCGCGCAAGAGCGAUCGCGCCGAGGCGAACGGGGAUGAGGUCCCCAUGGAUGUAGAUGCCAAUGGCGGGGUCAAUGACAAGCAAGCCGCCGUGACCGAGUCGCCCUCGCAGCCCGACACCGCGGUGGACGGAGACGGCGAUGUGAGCAUGGGCAUCCGACCGAGCUCGCAGCCCCAGGAACCGCCCGUACCCCCGACCACCUUGGAGAACGGACACAGCGUCGCCGUCCAAAUCACUCCCGCCAAGGCCGCCGACCUCAGCCCCAACACCGCCAUCCUCGAUGUGGCUGGUGAUUCUCACGUGACGCGAACCUUGUGGCGCCCUCACGACCCGACCGUGGUCGUCACCGCCGGGGACACGUUCUGCAGUUUGUGGAAGCUGUCCUCCUUCGCCGCCCCCGUGCAGGAGAAGCUGGUCGAAAGCAAGGAGAAUGGCGCGUGCGUGUCGGCCGUGUCCUGGAACCCCACGGGCCAGAAGCUGGCCGUGGCCACCUACUACAACGACGUGCGCGGGUCCAUCACGAUGUACGAUGUGGAUGGGCACGCGGUCGAUCUCCUCCCCGAGGUGCCUCGCAUGAUCACCGGCAUGCAUUGGAUGGAGGGCGGCUCCCACCUGAUCGUCGUGGCGUCCGACGCCAAAAUCUCCGAGCUGGCUCUCUGGGAUGAUUCACUGCGGCCCGAGGAGUUCCCCCCGCCGCAGGUGAUCGACGGAUCGAUCUUCGAUCUGUGCUGGCUGGGCCGGAACCAGGCGUUUGCCUGCGGGACCGGCGCGGUGUAUCAAUGCGACGUGGAUUCGAGCAUUCGGAUUGCCAAGACCUUCUCCUCGGCCGACAACGACCGUGCGUGGUCGUUUAUCCGGGGUGCGUUCGUGGGGUCGACGCCCGUUGCCGUGGCGGCUUCCUCGGAACACUCGGCGCUCUGGGUCCCCACCCACGAUCUGCACCUGGACCAGGCGCACGAGGGGGAGAUCACCGCCAUCGAGCUGCAGCCCAAUGCCUCGGACCCAUCCCAGGCGAGCCCCCACCUGGUUCUUGCGUCAUCCGCCACGGACGGCACGAUCAAGGUGUGGCGCAUCGAUCUGGAGUCGCGGCGGUUCGACUGCAUCCACCAGCUCUCGCUCGGCUCCUCGUCGGCGGCGCUCGCGUCGACCUUCUCCCCCGACGGGUACGCCCUCGCAGCGGCGGGCGCCGACCGAUUAUUGAUCUGGAACGCGCAGCGUGGGGGCACGGCCAUGGCCACCUGGACGGUACCGGGCAGCGCAGAGACCAAGAAGGAAGAGCAGAGUCCGACCGUGAAUGGACACCACGAGCCGCUACCCGAUCGGACCCUGACGUGGGACACGGACGGGAAGAAGCUUGCUUUUGGGUUUGGUCAUCAAAUCGCCAUUAUAAACCUCCAACAUUGAUACCCCUCACAGAAAUGUGUCCAACGACUUUUCUUUUGCCUUUCUUUGGUUCCGGCGACCUGACCUGUCUGUGCUCGGAAAUUCAUCCUAUAUUU
Aspergillus campestris IBT 28561 is the source of this 2105-nucleotide messenger RNA. Its product is annotated as WD40 repeat domain-containing protein. The coding region runs from base 172 to 2010 and encodes 612 amino acids. Gene Ontology annotation, biological process: regulation of transcription by RNA polymerase II. The record is from RefSeq and is a predicted model, not a curated record. The transcript has 5 exons. Gene Ontology annotation, cellular component: Set3 complex. Lineage: Eukaryota; Fungi; Ascomycota; Eurotiomycetes; Eurotiales; Aspergillaceae. Gene Ontology annotation, molecular function: transcription corepressor activity; protein binding.